This is a messenger RNA of Corticium candelabrum, 1821 nucleotides long. RefSeq lists its product as uncharacterized. The coding region runs from base 186 to 1511 and encodes 441 amino acids. NCBI's taxonomy places the organism in Eukaryota, Metazoa, Porifera, Homoscleromorpha, Homosclerophorida, Plakinidae. The transcript has 4 exons. The record is from RefSeq and is a predicted model, not a curated record.
CUUACCAGAGUUAGUGAAACUGAGACAUUGUGCAAGUUGACAGCCGGUUUGACGACUGUACUGUACUCUUUGAACAUGCGCGGUUCAUUCUCGAUUCUCCAGGGCGUAGUUCACUAGUUUUCUUGUGGCACUAUUCAAACUUCCUCCUAAUCACAGUAGUCCCGACCGGCUGGCUAAGAAGCAACAUGCUAAGAGCGAAAGGAAGAGAAUCGACUAUUCAACAAAGUCGUGUAAGGUUGUAUGAAGAUACAGUCGUGAGGAGGAAAUCGAGCAAGCUCUCUUCCGACGAAGAACUAACAAUUACAACUUCAAGAAUUUUACGAACAUCAAGCUCAGGGGAAGACUAUGUUUCAGUGGAGUUAACGGGUUGGCGGAAACAAGCAUCCGUUCCAAAGUUUGAGAUCGAUGUGUCUUGCCCUGGGUGCAGCUAUAACGUUAGUGAACCCGAGCUCAAGAUCACAGUCUCCUACAGCUAUGCCGGCAAAGAUGGACGCAUAAAGAAAGAUCAUGUGCUAAAAAUGAAAUCUCGAGAGCAGCUCACAGCCUGGACUGCAGAACUUAUUCAAGCUUCAACGUUUGAGCCAGAGAACACGUUUCAACGUUGCUUUCACGUCACUGUUCCCGAGAUUGGUUCCGAGCAUUCAGAGGAGACCGAGCCGACGUUUGAACAUUAUAUAUUACAAGCUCAUCAUCCCUGUAAUUGUCAAUUAGUGAUUCGUCAUCCUUUGAGUCUAAGGGACGUCAAGCUUUGGGAUCUUUCAAAGACUAAGGCAUUUACGUUUGAGUUUUUUCCAAACCCUCUUUUUCGUUUCCAGCUGACCGACGAGUUGUUGUCGUCCGAUGCAUCGAGCGAGUCAGAGCAAGUGGAGACAGUAUAUUUCCUGUCAAGUCUAGUGGCACGGCAGGCGCUGGACUUGGUAGAGUUGCUCCUGAGCACUAGAAUGCCUAAGCUUUAUCUGAAAGCGAAUAAGCACGUCUAUACUCGUCAGACAUCACAAGGUAACGUCGCAAAAGCGGUUACUUUUGACUUUAAGAGCAGCAGUGGACCCUCCGGCCAACAAGUGUUGUCCAAGAGUUUUGUAGAUUUUGAACCCAAACUUCCUUCUUACUCCCCUUCCAGAAUUGGUGAUAAAGAUGCAAGUCCGUAUGCUGUUGUCGACUUGCCUUCCACGUGCACAGUAGCAGCUCGUCUUCCACCGACGGAUCUCCUUCGUCCAGGAAUCGCGCAGUCUCGAGUAUUGGGAGACUGCGAUUACGUGAGCAUGUCGAGAGUGGAGAUUUGCGAUCCACCCCUACCAGAUAAUACGCUAACGGUUGGUAUUCAGUCUUCGGAGUCAGAUCAUGAUUACGAUGACGUUGCAGAAGAUGUAUCCGUAUUUGAUGACGAUUACGAACUUAUGGCGGCAGGUGUAACUCCGUCACUCACGGCACUGACCAAUUGCAAGGUAGGUGGCAAGCAGAGCGAGGAAGAAGCUAGUUCAACGGAUGAGCCCUCCAGUGAAGUCAUGUAGGGAUGUGUGUCAUGUUGGUUGUAGCAAGUUGCUGAUAGAUUUCUAGAACAUUUGAGGUCGCAUUUGACUAGACGUCUAGGUAGCUGCAGGAGAUUAUAGCGUAUGUCUGUCCGAUUAUAAACGGAAGUGUUUUCAUUUCUAAUUCUCGGUUUAAACAAAAAAAAUUUAAAUACUUUUUGCCGGUGUUUGCAGUCAGGACAAAUUUGGAACACUGACAUUUAGUAUUUAGUGUAUAAAGUGUAGCAGAUUUCUUAGAGUGUACCUGUAUUUAUAGUUUAUCCUCAACUGUUUCUGUCUAGUACCUGGUGAA